ACAAAAAAGAAUGAACAAACCUGGUGAUUUCUGAUGGUUGACGCCGGAACGGAGAUGGUGAUUGCCGAUUAGAUCUUGGUGUCGGUUUGGGAACUCCGGAACCGGGAGAUGGUGAUUGCCGAUUGGUGAGGACCGAGACUUGGUGAUUGCCGGGAGAUAGGCGUCGAUUUGAGAACGCCGGAACCGGGAGAUGGUGAUUAUCGAUUGGUGAGGACCGGAGAUGGUGAUUGCCGGGAGACGCGGGUAGGAGGAAUAACAGAAAGCUCGCAAUCUCAGGCACCUGCGAUAUAGAAUAGAAACAAUCAAAAAGCAAACGAACCUAGAAGGAGGCGAGCGAGCUCAGAGGGCGACGAUCCAAAAUCUAGAUGAGCGGAAGCAAAGGCGAAUUCGGCGGUGGAGAAACGGCGGCGGCGAAAAGGAAAGGGAAGGGGAAACCGAGCCGGACGUCAAUGAUUCUGUGGCACGCUCGCCAGAACGACGCCGCGGCCGUACGGAAGCUUCUGGAGGAAGACCGGACGCUGGUCCAGGCCAGAGAUUACGACCACCGCACUCCGCUCCACGUCGCUGCUCUCCACGGCUUGGUCGACGUGGCCAACUGCUUGAUUGAUUACGGUGCCGACGUCAAUGCUCUAGAUCGCUGGAGAAAUACGCCUCUAGCGGAUGCGGAAGGAUCUAGAAAGCUUCGGAUGAUCGAGUUACUCAAGUGUUAUGGGGGGCAAUCUUAUGGACAAAAUGGAAGCCAUUCAGAGCCAAGGCCAGUUCCACCUCCCCUGCCAAAUAAAUGUGAUUGGGAGGUUGAUCCCUCUGAGUUGGACUUCUCAAACUCUGUCAUAAUUGGAAAGGGGUCAUUCGGCGAGAUACUAAAAGCUUAUUGGCGUGGAACUCCGGUUGCUAUAAAACGCAUUCUUCCCAACCUUUCCGAUGACCGCUUGGUGAUACAGGAUUUCAGGCAUGAGGUGAAUUUGUUGGUGAAACUUCGUCACCCUAAUGUGGUUCAAUUUCUAGGAGCUGUAACUGACCAAAAGCCGUUGAUGUUAAUUACAGAGUAUCUAAGAGGGGGUGAUCUUCAUCAGUACCUCAAGGGAAAAGGCGCUCUUAGCCCAUUGACAGCUAUCAAUUUUGCAAUGGACAUCGCUAGAGGAAUGGCUUAUCUUCACAAUGAACCGAAUGUAAUUAUCCACAGGGAUCUCAAACCCAGGAAAGUUUUGAAUGUUCUUCUAGUGAAUUCCAGUGCAGAGCAUCUGAAAGUUGGAGAUUUUGGGCUAAGCAAGCUCAUUCGGGUACAAAAUUCGCAUGAUGUGUACAAAAUGACUGGCGAAACCGGGAGCUAUCGGUACAUGGCGCCCGAAGUUUUCAAGCACAGGAAAUAUGACAAGAAGGUGGACGUGUUCUCCUUCGCAAUGAUACUAUAUGAGAUGAUAGAAGGGGAUGCACCGUUGUCUCACUGUGAAGCGUAUGAAGCAGCUAAAUAUGUAGCUGACGGCCACAGGCCUGCUUUCCGGGCCAAAGGAUUCAUACCUGAACUGAGAGAGCUGGUUGAUCAGUGCUGGGCAGGAGAUAUGAACCAGAGGCCUUCUUUCUUGGAGAUAAUGAAGAGAUUAGAGAGGAUCAUUGAGAUUCUUCCAUCAGAUAAUCAUUGGAACAUCUUUGCUUCCUGAUUACCAGGCUAAGGUUUUAUCCAUU
This is a messenger RNA of Cuscuta campestris, 1683 nucleotides long. Lineage: Eukaryota; Viridiplantae; Streptophyta; Magnoliopsida; Solanales; Convolvulaceae. The record is from the annotation of a GenBank genome assembly.